Molecule: messenger RNA, 1548 nt
Organism: Zerene cesonia (dogface butterfly)
Lineage: Eukaryota; Metazoa; Arthropoda; Insecta; Lepidoptera; Pieridae
Exons: 1
Coding region: 153-728 (191 amino acids)
Source: RefSeq, a predicted model, not a curated record
UUGUGAACGAACCCUUCGCUCUAACUUAACCGUUACAUUAACGUAUAUCGUGAAAGUUUACUAAAACUAUACUUUACCGUUUCUACGUUAAAUUCGCAUUGAAUCAUCAAAACAUAUUGUUUUGCAACCCCUGUGUUAAAUUUAACGAACUUAUGAAAAAUAAAUUGGAAGGAAACUUGGAAGGCAGUGAGAAGUUUUCCGGAGAUUUACCGGUGAAAGUAGUACGCCAACAAAUACCGAAAACUCGUCGGGAAUCUAUGGCUCCAAAAAUUGUCGUGUGUCCACCAGUUGAAGAAAUGACCGAACCAAUUACAGCGCCCCGUGGAUCCCGCCUACUGAAAGCUUUGAGCCGGCGGCUCUCACGUCGCACCGAGGAGGAUUCCUUGGAAAGUUCAAGCAGCAACGAAAGUAUGUCUUACGACGCCGGCCGCAGUGAUGAUCCCUCAUCUUGUUCCACUAGCGAUUCCGGCAGCGAAGAAUCUGAACGUCGCCGACGACACAGAUCAACAGUUUCGCUUAGACGCGUAUUUCAACACCUUAACCUAUCAAGCCGUUCACAAUCAUGUUCUCCGACGGAACGUCAUCGCCAACCAAAGAAGCAAUCUCAGCCAAAACGCAUUCUCAGGCCACCAAUCACCUACACUUACGUUCGGGGAUUAUCUGGCCUACCAACCCAAAGAGUUCCCCGACACACAGUGUGCUGUGCAUCUAUGGGGCUCAACCGAUAAAAAGGUUUACCAUCGAUAUGUGGAUACAAGACCUAGAAUGGAGAUCAAGACUGUUUAUGUAUAGAGAUGUAGUCUAAAAGUGCUAGUACGACUUUAUCAUAUCAGUAGAGAGACAGUUUGGGUUUUUAAGAAACCUGUGUAAAGAUGUCACCAAGGACCAAGUUUCAGCGAGUACGAAUACAAACAUUCUGUAAGCUGUACUUACAUGAAAUCGUCUAAUUAAGAUAAAAUCUAUAAGACUGGACCGAAGAGAAAUAGCUGCCACAAAGUACAACUUCGCAUUUUCACUGUUGGCUCUAAUAUCAACGCAGGCCAUACGUGGCUAUAGAGAUUGUAUAAAUACUUUUUAUUAUCUGCUAUUUGACUAAAUUUACAUAAGGAUCGAAAUCUGGGCUAUAACUAUACGUUUGUUAGUCAUAUGUAAGUCAAGAAUAGUGCCUUUCCACAUAUUGACAAUUUUAAUGUAUACCUUCUAGAUAAGGAAAAUUAUCUUCUAACAUGCAUUCAGGAUAAUUUAUCUUUUCAUAGAUUAGAAAAAUUUACAGUUUCAAUACACCACAUGUUUUCAUAGUUUAUAUUGUAUUGUUCACAUUAUUCAGUAUUUUCGAAACACUUAGAAUACAUAAUUAAAAUAUAAUGACAGUAAUUAUAUAUUGUAACUGCAGGAAAUAACCAGGGUGAUCGUGAUAUUGUGAAAAUCUGAAAUUGAUGAUUGAAAAUGUUGUUGAACAUUAGUUUUAGAAAUAAGAUCUCGUAUCGAUAAUUGCUGAUUCACUGCAACAUGAAUAUUAAAUACAAUUUAAGAUGUAUGUAGAUAGAU